Messenger RNA from Mya arenaria, 5518 nucleotides. Its product is annotated as unconventional myosin-Ic-like. Bases 429 to 3560 code for a protein of 1043 amino acids. The record is from RefSeq and is a predicted model, not a curated record. Gene Ontology annotation, molecular function: ATP binding; microfilament motor activity; actin filament binding. Gene Ontology annotation, cellular component: myosin complex; microvillus; actin cytoskeleton. Gene Ontology annotation, biological process: vesicle transport along actin filament; actin filament organization. Lineage: Eukaryota; Metazoa; Mollusca; Bivalvia; Myida; Myidae. The transcript has 30 exons.
CGGUUUUGGAAAGGAGUCUGGUUAAUCACCGGGGUUGUGAAUGUUUGACAGAAGGAUCAAACAACGCCAUCCUGGUGACUAUGUUAUGUUUCAACAACUUACAAAGUUUGAGAUAUUUGUAAACCGAUUUGGGGACAGAUCAGGUGUUGGUUCUGACUGCACAGUGCCCCUAAGGACAUAGUGAAUAUAUGGAUAGUUAACUUAUGUUAAAGUCACUCUGGUUGAAGAUGAGUCAUGUUCAUCAUAUAGGAUUUUAUAACUUAAGUGUGAGGACAUUUAAGAGGCAUUAAUAAAACAGGUCAUUGGAUAUUGCCUUGCGGACCCAGGAUUAAGUACAGAAACUAUUAAUUUGGUACCCAGCUUUGAUAACCAAGGAUAUUGGUACCUCUAGCUUUCCACUAUCGGUACCCAUCCCUCUGUAGUGACCAAUGGAGGAUCACCUGCACAGAAGGGACCACACUGGGGUCCAGGACUUUGUGCUGCUUGAGGAUUACAGGAACCCAGAUGCCUUUCUGGAAAACCUGAAGAAACGGUUCCAUGAAGAUCUGAUAUAUACAUACAUAGGGCCAGUCCUCGUGUCAGUGAACCCAUACCAUGAACUGGACAUCUACAACCCUGAGAUCAUACACAGCUACAAGAAUGUCAACUUUUACGAGCUACCUCCGCAUGUGUUUGCCAUAGCGGAUGCGUCCUAUCGGAGCAUGCGUGGUGAGAAUCGUGACCAGUGUAUCCUGAUAUCUGGGGAGAGUGGCGCUGGCAAGACUGAGGCUUCAAAGAAGGUUUUGUUGUAUAUUGCGGCCAGCAGCACACACUCUAGCGAUGUUGAACGCGUCAAGGACAGGCUGCUGGAGUCUAACCCCCUAUUGGAGGCUUUUGGAAACGCCAAGACUACCAGGAAUGACAACUCCAGCAGGUUUGGGAAAUACAUGGACAUCCAGUUUGACUACAAGGGAGCGCCUGUGGGAGGUCACAUCCUGAACUACCUGCUAGAGAAGUCACGAGUGGUACAUCAGGCCCCAGGGGAGAGGAACUUCCAUGCAUUUUACCAGCUCCUGAAUGGCGCCUCGCCCAUUACCCUUAAACAGCUUAGCCUCACCGCUGAGCCUGACGCAUACUUCUAUCUCAACCAGGGUGAGAGUAGCAGCCUUCAGACAAUGGAUGACCAGGCCAAUUGGAGGGCUGUACAACACAGUCUGGAUGUCCUAGACUUCUCACAGCAACAACAGAAGGCACUGUUUGCCAUAGUAGCUUCUGUGUUACACCUGGGCAAUGUGAAGUUUGAGGCUGAUGGCAAGGACAUGGCACACAUCUCCAACCCCAAUCUGGUUGCCACGGUAGCAGAGUUGCUUGGAUGUCAGGAAGAUAAGCUACUGUUGGCACUUCAGAACAAAACUAUAGAGGCAAACAAUGAAAAGCUGAGAUCCCCGUUAACUGUGGACCAGGCCCUGUAUGCACGAGAUGCUCUCGCUAAGGGGAUUUAUGACCGCCUCUUUACCUGGAUAGUCCACAAGAUCAACUCCUCACUCUCCAACAGGUGUAAAAUCAAAUGCAGUCUGAUGGGAUUGCUUGAUAUCUAUGGCUUUGAAAUAUUUCAAGUCAACUGCUUUGAGCAGUUUUGCAUCAACUACUGCAAUGAGAAACUGCAGCAGCUCUUCAUCGAGCUCACACUGAAGUCUGAACAGGAAGAGUACCAAAGGGAGGGAAUCCAGUGGGAGCCAGUGGAAUACUUCAACAACAAAAUCAUCUGUGACCUCAUUGAAGCAAAACCAAUAGGCAUCAUGUCAGUCCUGGAUGAGGAGUGUUUAAGACCAGGGGACACAACUGAUGCCACAUUCCUGUCAAAACUAGGGGAGACAAUUGGGAAACAUCCGCACUUCAUAUCACACAGUGUGGCAGACAAUGCUACCAGGAAAACCAUCGCUAGAGAUGAAUUCCGUAUGCUGCAUUAUGCUGGAGACGUGACAUACAACAUCAAGGGGUUCCUCGAUAAAAACAAUGACCUGCUCUUUAGAGAUCUUAAAGAAGCCAUGGUGGAGACCACUAAUGCCAUAACCAGCCAGUGUUUCACCAAGGCUGAGCUUAUCAGUAAGAAGAGACCAGAAACUGCAGCCACCCAGUUCAAGACAAGUCUAGCUCAGCUGAUGGACAUCCUUAUGUCCAAGGAGCCAUCGUAUGUGCGAUGUAUCAAGCCAAACGACUACAAGCGUGCGGGCCAGUUUGACGAGAAAAUUGUCCUUCACCAGGUCAAGUACCUGGGGUUGAUGGAGAACCUUAGAGUACGCCGGGCAGGGUUUGCCUACAGGAGGCCGUAUGAGGUCUUCCUAAAAAGGUACAAGUCCCUGUGCCCCGCCACCUGGCCCAGCUACCGGGGACACCCAAAAGAUGGAGUGCAGGCCCUGGUGUCCCAUCUCAAGUAUGGAGAGGAUGACUACAGGCUUGGAAAGACAAAGAUUUUUAUCCGGUUUCCAAGAGUUCUGUUUGCAACAGAGGAUGCCUUCCAAAGGCGAAAACAUGAGCUAGCCACCCAGAUCCAGUCCAAGUACAGAUGCUUUCACCAGAGGAAGGUCUUCCUUCGAAUGAAAAUAUCAGCCAUUUUAAUCCAGUGUCAUUGGCGACGAGUCAUUGCACAACGAUUGCUGGAACGAAGGAGGAAGGCAGCACUGGUUAUACGCAAAUUUGUGAAAGGUUUCCGGUACCGUAAUGAGCCGGAGUGUGAAGAGAACAGGGAGUUUGUGAAGUUCACUAAGAUGAACUGGCUAAAGCGCCUCGCCCAGGCGGCGCCACAGUCAGUGUUAGACAAGACCUGGAUACCGGCACCCAGGCUGCUGGCAGAGACAUCUGGUCAUCUGCAGAAACUUUGUACUAGAAAUCUAGUCCUCAAAUAUGUGAAGAAAAUUACACCAACCAUGAAAUCCCAGAUGAAGCAGAAGGUAGUUGCGGAACGGCUGUUCAAGGGCAAGAAGGAUGUCUACCCUCACAGUGUCAAGGACCACUUUGUAGAUUCCAGACUUGCUCCACAUCAUGCCACUUUGAAGGACAAGCUACAAAAACUGACAAAUGAAAAUAUCAAGUACUGCACAUACGUGACGAAGUAUGAUCGCCAUGGCUACAAGUCUCGUAAGCGUGUUCUGUUCCUGGCAGUGACAACCCUGUUUGUUGUGGACGAGAAAGAUUGUAAGGUGAAGGACAGGGUUCCUUACAGCAGCAUUAAAGGUGUCCAUACAAGUAACCUGAUGGAUGGCGUGUUUGUCAUUGUGGUGGCUGCCUCAGAGGAGAAUGGAGCAUGCAAGGGUGACAUUAUUCUACAAAGUGACCAUGUGAUUGAGACACUAACUAAACUUGUGAUGAUAUCCAACAAUGAAAGUGUUCUACAAAUUGCGGCCAGUGGAGUAAUCAAUCAUGACCUUGCGGGUGGAAAGCAGGGUCAGAUUGAGUUUUCCAAGGGAGACAAUUACCUGGUGAAGAAGGGGAAAGGGGGACAACUGCUAGUAGUAGAUGGCUCCAAUGAACUACGGCUGACCAAUUCUGACCUUGACCUUGGAGCAGAAAGGACGAGUUAAAUGUGCUGACCUUGACAUUAGAAUUUCAAGAAAAGACAAGUUAAAUAUGCUCCCACGCAGGGAUGCUGUUUGAUCUUGCCAUAACUUUUGUUAGCCCAGCUAGUAUAAGAAAAUGUAUUUGCUUGUAAUUUUUUUUUUUAAUAAUUAUGGUGUUGUCAUUAUACCAUGAGUCAGUUUUGAAUAGCAUUAGCUGAUGGAAUUCACAUUGGCCAGAAUGGUGUACACAUGUAGAAGGAUAUCAUACAAUUGUUGAAGAAAUUAAAGAAAUGGUGCUGUUGACUGUUUAUAUAAUUAUACCAUGACUCGUCUAUGUGAUUUCAUAUUUACAUUUUUUUUGAGAUGCCACGUAACAGUGCCAUGAAUUUUGUGAGCUUAGCUCAUGUCAUUGAUAUUAGUGGUAGAACUACCUACAUUUGUGUAUGAAAGAUGUACAGAGCGGUUGUAUAUGAUCCAACUCAUUCUUUACUAGCUAUUGUUUUCCGAUAUCACCGCUCCUGAAAUCGAAAAAUAGGGUUGGUUGGUCAGGAUUAUUUUGAGGAAUAAAAUGGGGUAAGGUAUAUAAAAAUAGGGUGGGGUAAAAAAAAUGGCUGGUGGGGAAACUGGAAACAAUUUUGUGUUUGUUAUGUAUACAAGGCAAUCUCAGAACUAUUAUGAGACAAUGUGUUAAACAUUUGACAGACUUUUAUAGUGCAUUAAAGGGACUUGUUCAGGUUUAAUAGGGACAGACAUUGCUUGCUUGUGUCUGGGACCAAUAAUCUUACUCUCUGCUUGUGUGGAAUGUGAACAAAGUGCUGGUUUCAAUUAAUAUCAACAGUUCAUAUUAGAGCUCUAUUUAUCAUAAUUACUAAUGGGUGUGACAGAAAAUGCUCUAUUAAGCCAAAAGAAGUUGGUAUUACUCUUAUAAAUUGAAUUAUAUUAGGCUUGGAUUCACACAUUUCUUCUCAAAUGUUCAUAUAAGAAAGUAAAAUUAAUCAAUUUUAAUAAAGUUAAAAAAAACCUGUGAGUUGGACCCUUUAAAGACAGUUUGACUAAAAGUAUGUAGUUCUCCAUGUAUACCUACAUGUACAUGUUAAUGGUAACAUAACAAGUAGUAACUAAGAUAUUAUGAAAGUUAUUUGUUUAAUCCACAAUGUAUUGUGUUGCUUAUUAUGUUACAUGUACAUUGUACAUGUAUGUUUGUUAUGAUAUAUUUUUCUAAACUAGAGUGCAUACGCCUGUAUAUUUGUGAUAUUUUACAAUAGUUAACCAAAUUGAUUUUGGACCAGGUAGCCUUUCCAUAUUUUUACAUUGUUAGUCAUUUAGCUGUACCAGAAUUUAUAUUUGUCGUUUUUCAUCUUUUUACAUGACUUUUGUAUAAAAAUCUAGAUAAUGUUCUGGAAAAUUGUUUGCCAGUGCCUAAAAUAUUUUUUUAUUAGAUAUUAAUUGUUUGUGUCUUAUAAUGUGGGAACUUAAUAUCUUGCAUUUUGAAAUAUUUUGGAUAACAAAUAAACGCCUAAGUAGCUGAACAUUUAACAGAUCCUAGAUCGGAUUCUACCAUCAGGCGCGUAGCUAGGGCCAAUUUGGGAUAACCAGAUCGAUGACGGACAGCAUAUUAACCCCUCCACCCCCUAUCCCCAUUCGGUUUUUAUUUCAAAUUCAGGGGUUUUCGUAUUACAAAAACUUUGACCUGUCAAAAUUUUAUUAUGCAACUGCGUAUUUGCGUACAGUCAGCUACGCGCCUGACCAUUAUCUGUUUUUGCAUCAUGUUUGCGUAAUUUUUUUGUGUAUCUUUUUUGCAACCAUUACCGUAAUAUGAUUGAGAACAUAUAUGGAAUAUUUUUCCAUGUGUAAAUUUAUGUUGUUUGUAUUGGUGUAUUUGUAAAUAUUUUAUUCAGUGCAAUUUUCAAUCCAUUUGGACUUACAAACAUGAACAUGUACUGUGUAUGCUAUCAAUUCAUAGAAUAAACAUUUUAUUGUUA